This is a messenger RNA of Scheffersomyces amazonensis, 2416 nucleotides long. RefSeq lists its product as uncharacterized. NCBI's taxonomy places the organism in Eukaryota, Fungi, Ascomycota, Pichiomycetes, Serinales, Debaryomycetaceae. The transcript has a single exon. Bases 115 to 2223 code for a protein of 702 amino acids. The record is from RefSeq and is a predicted model, not a curated record.
UCAAGUACUGAAUCUACAACAGAGUCAAGUACUGAAUCUACAACAGAGUCAAGCACGGAAUCUACAACAGAGUCAAGCACGGAAUCUACAACAGAGUCAAGUACGGAAUCCAGUAUGGAAUCCAGUACGGAAUCCAGUACGGAAUCUGCCACAGAGCCAAGUGCUAAUUCGAGCACUGAGUCUUCCACGGAGUCAAAUACUGAGCCAAGUACUGAGGCGAGCUCUGAAUCGAGUACUGAGGCGAGCUCUGAAUCUAGUUCUGAAUCGAUCACUGAGUCUUACACAGAAUCAACUACUGAAUCUUCCACUGAAUCAAGUACUGAGCCAAGUGCUGAUGCGAGCACUGAGUCUUCCACGGAAUCAAGUAUUGAAUCCUCUUCGAAAACAAGUAUUGAAUCCUCUUCGGAAACAAGUACUGAAUUCUUCACUGAAUCCAGCGCUGAAUCUAUUAUUGAAUCUACAAUAGAGUCUAGUACUGUAUUUUUCACUGAUUCAGCUACGGAAUUGAGCACUGAAUCUGACAUAGAUUCAAUUGCUGGGUCUAACACUGAGCCGAACAUUGAAUCAAGUACUGAAUCUUCAACAGAAUCAAGUGCGAAAUCAAGCUCUGUGUGGAUCAAUGCAUCCAGCACUGAUUCGACCACUGAAUCAACAACUGUGUCAAGUACUGAAUCAACUACUGAAUCUACCAUGGAAUCAAACACUGAAUUCUACACAGUAUCAAGUACUAGUUCUACUACUGAAUCAACCACUGAAUCAACUACUGAAUCGACCACUGAAUCGACCACUGAAUCGAGUACCGAAACGACAACUGAGUCAAGCUCUAUUUCAACUACUGAGUCAAUCACUGAUUUAAGUACUGAUUUAAGUACUGAAUCAAGUACUGAAUCAACAUCUGAGUGGAGCACUAAAUCAACCACCGAAUUGAGUAAUCAAUCGAGUAUUGAAUCAACGUCCGAGGCAAAUACCGAGUCCAUGACAGAUGCUUUUACUACUUACACUACCAUUCAUAUUACCACGAACCCGGGUGGUGCAGAAGAAACCGAAUCGGGUAUAGUGAUUGUGACUACCGAUUCCGAUGGAUCCUUGACUACCAGUACUUCCUUAUAUCCCAACAAUGAAUCAAGCACAGCAUCAGGCAUUGUAGCUAGUACUGAAUACACCAUCGAGUCAGCCACUGAAUCAAUCACAGAUUCUACUACUGCGUCAAGUACUGAAUCCACCACUGAAUUGAGUACUGGCGUGAGCAUUGGCAUGAGCACUGGCGUGAGCACUGAAUCCGUCACUGAGGUGAGAUCUGAGUCCAACAUCGAUCCUUUCACUACUUAUGCUACUACCUACAAUACUAUGAACCCUGGUGGUGCUGAAGAAACGCAGUCAGGUUUAGUAAUUUUGACUACCGAUGCUGAUGGAUCCUUGAUUACUACUACUGCGUUAUAUCCCACUAAUAUUGAUCUAUUCACCACCUAUGUCACCACAUACACAACUUCGAACCCUGGUGGUUUAGAAGAAACACAGUCAGGUGUAGUGAUUGUGACAACUGAUUCUGAUGGAAUGUUGAGUGCUACUACUUCAUUAUAUCCUAAUGGCGGCUUUAAUCCUGUUGAUGUGGAAGAAAUGGAAUUGGGCAUAGUAUAUGUGACCACCGAUGCUGAUGGAUCCUUGAUUACUACUACUGCGUUAUAUCCCACUAAUAUUGAUCUAUUCACCACCUAUGUCACCACAUACACAACUUCGAACCCUGGUGGUUCAGAAGAAACACAGUCAGGUAUAGUGAUUGUGACAACUGAUUCUGAUGGAAUGUUGAGUGCUACUACUUCAUUAUAUCCUAAUGGCGGCUUUAAUCCUGUUGAUGUGGAAGAAAUGGAAUUGGGUAUAGUGUUUGUUAAUACUGACAAUGAUGGAUCUUUAACAACUACCACAUCAUUGUUUGAUCAUGGUGUGGAUUUUGCUGGGACCAAAACUACGGGAGUAUUGCAUAAAUCUACAGUGGGCGUUGGAAAUGGUGAUUUUGAUGUUUCUGAAGAAGCCGCUGUAGAAUUCGCUCCAAUGUAUGUUCAUACAAGUUUAGAAACUGUUACUAGUGAUACUCUGUAUACGUCUGGACACCCAAUUCUCUCUACAAUAGGUGAUUAUGUAGAUUUAGCAGUGAAGAAUUAUUCUGAGAAAUGGAAAAUGCUUACUUCAGUUGUUGUAUCACUAGUUCUUCUUGUUGUAUUUUAGAUUGAGAGAUUUUUUCAUAAUGAAAUGAUUCUGUUUUCCUGUUAUUCAUAUAUAAUUUUAAAAUACAAUAUAUUAUAUUCGUUCUACGUUCAAUUUGUUUUUUAUAACUGAUUUUCUUCGUACAUGUUGUAUUAAUAACUAUUGGUGUCUUAUUCUCUAACCAAGUACAUUGUAAACAACAUUUUUUACUAAG